Molecule: messenger RNA, 5583 nt
Organism: Cloeon dipterum
Lineage: Eukaryota; Metazoa; Arthropoda; Insecta; Ephemeroptera; Baetidae
Product: C3 and PZP-like alpha-2-macroglobulin domain-containing protein 8
Exons: 32
Coding region: 33-5003 (1656 amino acids)
Cellular component (GO): extracellular region
Molecular function (GO): endopeptidase inhibitor activity; protein binding
Source: RefSeq, a predicted model, not a curated record
GUGUGUUGCGAGUGCUGCGGCCGGCUUUGGGAAUGAGGAGCUCAAAUGGUCCUCAUCCUCAGCAGAGUGAGCAGCAUGUGAAUUUGCGUUGUGUGUGCACCAUGAGCCUGCACUUAGUGCUCCUUAUAUUGGUGUUCGGCAGCCAGGUCGGCGGCCAGUCGGACACCAACCCGCUGGACUCACAACUGACCUCUCAACUACCAAAAUUUGCUCUGAUCGCACCACGCGUUGUGCGGCCGUCGUCAAUCUACUCGGUGGCCUUGGUUGCAUUGCCCGGUCUCGAUCACCACAUAGAGGUUAAGGGUGCCCUGAGCAAGGAUGGCGUGCAGAUGGCCGCCAGCAGCAAGGAGGAGCUCCGACCUUCAGGGUCGGUGCGUUUGUUGAUAAAGGUGCCAAGGUCCAGCGUGCCCGGCGAUUACUCGCUAAGGGUUGAGGGGCACAACUCGGAAACCGGCGCCAGGGUUUUCACCAACACCACGGCUCUCGAGUUCUCGGCUCGGUUCCUUACAAUAAUCGUCCAGACCAGCCGGCCGAUCUACUGUAACGGACAAGAUGUUAGGUUCAGAGUUGUGUUGCUUACAAUGGACAUGAAACCUUUCGACGAAGCUGUCACCAUUUAUAUGUUGGACCCGCGCGGCUUUGUCAUGAGGCGCUGGAUAAGUACAGAGUCGAAUACCGGCGUGGUGAGCUUGAUGUUCCAACUGCCCCGUCUCUGCCGGACGGGCACUUGGACGAUCAAAGUGGAGGCUCAGGGUCAAGUGGAAAACCAGCAUUUCGAAGUGCACACCCAUUUCGUUCCUCUCUUUGAGGUUUUGAUGUUCACGCCGAAAUACGCUCUCGACAGCGACGAGAGCUUCACUGCUACGACUAAUGCGAUUUCUUCCACUGAAAGAUUGGCGAGGGGCAAUGGCACUCUCAGAGUUUACGGCCACAGGUUUUUCGACAGUGCUCGCAAGGAUGACCGAAGGUUUAUCGAGAACUCCCGCAAAGAUGACGAGAGGAAGCUGCUGUGGAGUGAAGAAGUAUUCCUCGAGACUGGAGUGGCAAGUUGGGAGAUUGCUCUCAGCAGGAUCGAGGCGUUCAUGGGAUCCCCUUUGGCGGGCGUCGAGGUCAGAGUUGAGCUCGAAGUGAUGGAGACUUUUUACGGCGACGUCAGGUCGGGCUUCUCCUGCACCAGGAUCAUCGAGGGCGGAUUGCAGCUCAAGUUCUUGGGUUCGAUGCCGCAAUUCUUUCGACCGGGAAUGCCGUUUGAAGGACAGGUCGCUGUCAGUCACAGAGAUCACGAGAAGGUUUCCGAGGAAUUGCUGCAAAAUUCACGAUUGGAAAUACGGGCCUUCGCGACUCUCGAGAGCGGCGGCCGAGUCGAUCUUCCCGAAAUUAAAAUCCCAUCAACUAAAGACACUUCCGAUGUUCCCUAUAUGACUGAUGAAUUGGAAGAGAGAAACUUCGCCGACUUAGUGCAGCCCUAUUUUGAUAAACUUGCCUUUAGAGAAUUCCGGCAGGACGGCGUUCACAGAUUCAAAUUAAUGGUGCCCAAUAGGGCUGCCAGAAUUGAAUUCCAAGCUACUUUCACAGAUCCUGAUGGAAAAGUCGAGACGGCAGAAUUGAAAGUGGAGCGUCAUUAUUCCCCGAGUGCACGAUACAUAUCAGUGACAACGAGUACUGAAACAGCGAAACCUGGUGAAUACGCGAUCUUCCACUUACUUCCCAACUUUAUGGCGGAGAACGUGUUAUACAUGGUGGUGUCGAAGGGAAUCCUGCUGAUCGCGGACACAAUAGAGCCCCAUUACAGCGGCGCCACCACGUUCGCCGUCCCCGUGUCUGCAGAAAUGAGCCCGGCAUUCCGGCUCGUGGUGCUCGGCGUCACCAGGCAGGGCGAGAUCGUUUCCGACGCUGUCUGGUUGCCGGUCGAAGGAAUUUCCAUGCACAAUGCAAAACUGGCUUUGAAUCAAGCCAAGGAUCACACAAAGGAGUCGGUCGAAUUCGAGGUGCGCGCAGAGCCCGGCGCUUACUUCGCGACCCAGACGCUCAACGUGUUUAUGUACGAGCUGCAGGCGGGCAGUGAGAUCACCAGGGCCAGGGUCAUGCGAGCUCUGCACUCCUUUGAAAACAACACCAAGUCGGCGCACAAAGUGGCGUGGAGAGCGCGCGACGGCUUGAGAGAAGACCAAAACUCCUUUUUCAAGUCCGGAAGCUACGGCCCCGAUGCGAACAGGACAUUGCAAGAGGCAGGCCUGCUUAUUGUAACGGACGCAAUUGUGCCAAAUGUGCCUGGCUCAGAAGAUGGGUGCGAUGACAAUUCAACGAUUCCAAAGUUGCCUUGCGCUAUCCGGGGCUGUUAUCCAGCUAAGAAAAGAUGCGACGGCCAAAAAGACUGCUCGGAUGGGUCAGAUGAAGCGGAUUGUUUUAAUGAAGAUGACUUCCAGGCGCAAGUUUUGUACUCACUAAAUAGAAUGAGUGGAUUCACGGAUCUUUACCAAGUUGGAGACGGAGAUUGGGGCUGGUUCGAAAGAAACAUCGGGCAUCACGGCCGAGAGUACGACAAAAUUCCAGUGGCAGCAGUUACAAACAACUGGUACAUUUCCGGCUUCAGCCUGAGCAAAGAUUACGGAAUCGCCGUGCUCAAAGAGCCCAUUCAGUACGAGAGUCAACGGCCGUUCAUGGCGAGUCUGGAAGGAGCGUCGCAAUGUCGGCGGGGCGAACAAGUGGGUUUGCGCCUGAUGCUUUUCAACAGAGAGCCGGGCCUACAUGAAAUGCUGGUGACCGUGAUUCUUCACGGCUCAGACGACUACAAGUUUGUCCAUGUCGAGCAGGACGGCAUCGUGUCCAGUUACGGAGCUCGUCUGUCCGGAGGUGACCACCAUCAUCUUGUUUGGAUCGGCGAGGGUGGUGAGCAGCAGGUAGACAUUCCUGUGAAGCCAGUGAUCGAAAAUGGAGAGAUUGAAGUGACCAUCACUGCGACAACUCAGAUUGGUUUUAAAACGCUUACGCACACGAUCACUGUUUUGGGUGAAGGUGCUCCCGUAAGCGGACACACGUCGAUUUUUCUCGAUUUGAAGUCGCGUGCAUUGCUACUGCGCUACUUAAAAAUUCCCGUUGAGGAAACGCCAGUUGUGCCCUACCACGAUUGGCGGAGAUACGUUUUUGGGAGUCCAUCUGGCACAAUUUUGCUUUCAAGCGACUUAAUUGGGCCCGUGUUCCCCGAAAUUCCGCUGACAACUAUACACCUUGUGGACCGCCACCUGAAGGGAACAGAAGCACGUGCAUCGGAACUGGGAGCGAAUGUGUGGACUCUGCACUAUCUGCGCCUGACAAAUCGCCUCAAAAGAGACAAACUGCGAGAAGUACUCGCCACCUGCACGACAAUUUUUACACAAAUUAUGAUGAGGUUCAACGACACUACAGGAGCCUUCCAUAAUUGGGAUGAUUCUCCGCCCAGCGUUUGGGUGACUUCUUGGGUGGUAAGACUGAUCAAACAUGCGUCAUUCCAAGACUGGGAAGACUAUUUCUACGCUGAGCCUAGGAUCAUAAGCAUGGCGGUGUCGUUCAUUCUGCAGCACCAAACCUACCAGGGAUCCUUUUACGAACCUGAAUUCACCUACUCACGUAGCCCGCUGGACCAGCGCAUGCACUCGACGCAAACGCCCCAGCCUAAUGCAACACGCGGCGAGCGAUGGCGGGACAGUUUAUUGAACGCCAAAAAUAUUUCCUUAACGGCGCACGUGCUCAUCAGUUUGCAAGAGGCGUUGGUUAAGGUGCAAGGAAGUUUGAAAGGCGACACUGCGUCUGCCCGUGACAGAGCAAUGAGGUAUUUAGAGAGACAACUGAAUUCGCUGACCGACCCUUAUGAAGUGGCCAUCACAACUUACGCUCUAACCAUUUGUGAAAGCUCCGAGAAGGACUUGGCAUUCAGGACUUUAUCUUCGAUGGCCCUGGAUGGAGACAACGGAGAAAUGUACUGGUCCCGUGUGAAAAUUCCAUCAAACCCCAUCAAAUACGAAAAUCAGCGCCCAUUCAUCGAGCCAUCGCCGAUCGUCGAGGGUGACUCUGUGGCCGUGGAAGCAACCUCCUACGCCCUCCUCACUUAUAUUGCUCGCGAGGGCAUCGGCCUCAUUCACGAAAGAAUAGUCCAAUGGUUGACCGCAGUCAAAGUGACCUAUUUAGGAUAUUACUCCACAGUGGAGUCCGUUUUGGCGCUUCAAGCGAUGACGGAAUACGCCUUCCGGGAGAGACUCUUGGAUAUUACAGACAUGAGCGUGACCCUAGAGCUGCCCAGUACUGAUGGCCUGAGGUACGAACAGAGGCUAAUUGGAAACGACACGGAAGCGAGCUAUUUUACUUCCGACAUUCCAAACGUUUGGGGUCACGUGAACGUGAUUGCCAGGGGAAGGGGUCAGGCCCUGAUGCAGAUGGACGUUGCUUGGGGCGUGGACCACGAGACUCUGAAGGACGCCCCUUCAGAAGAUUCUUUCGACCUGACCGUCCAAGAGUUUUAUUCAGAAUUUCGCAACAAGUCUAAAAUAACGAUUCAUACCUGUUUCAGGUGGGUCCGACCGAGCCCUUUAACAAGCGGAGCGGCCGUUCUAGAGGUUGAUUUGCCCACCGGUUACCAUAUGUUGGAAUCGGACGCAAUUUCCCUCGCUCGCUCUGGAGUUCACCCGACUCUGAGGGAAGGAUUGACUGUAACUGGGAAAACACUUUGGUACUUUGAACACAUUACUCCAGAAUGGAGCUGUUUCAAUCACUCAGUGAUACGCUGGUAUCCAGCUGCAAAUAUUUCUCUUCAUCGCUCAGUAUUUCUCUACGAGAUGUACGCCAGAGAGCGAUUUGUCCAAGUACUUGUCAACUCUACGCCACUGUACGUGUUGAACAUUUGUGAGGUGUGUGGAUCAUAUCAGUGUCCGUACUGCCCACACUUCAGCCACACGUCCUUUGUGCAGCUGUCCUACGCGCUUCUUCUCACCGCUCUAGCGAUUGUUGCACUGAGAAAUUUCAAUGUUUAAGGCAGUCUUUGAGCUCUAAAUUGCCAUCGACUGACUGGCCCCAAGUCAAAAUGUUUUCCAAUGCUGUAUUGGUACUUUAACUAGAAUUAAGUGAUUCAGCAUCUCCGCUGACAGACUUUUAAGUGCAGUAUUGUAAGAAUUUUUUAUUUGUAAAUAAUUUUAGAAAUUAUGUUUAAAAUCAAUAAAUUGCAUUUUGAAAGUAAUUUUUGGCCUCUAAGCUUUUAUCUAGGUGAUUUUGCUGGUUUAACAGUCAUCGGCCAGCAAGUGUUUUAACUGAUUAACAGUUUCGUUUUUAAAGGAAAUGACAGAGUUUCUUCUUCAAGCUGUCUGUUAAUUUGACGCUCUUAUCGAUUCCGUCCAAGAUUCUUGUUCACCAGAUAGUCAUUACUAACACUAUCAGGUAAAUAAAAGAUAAAAGUUAAUUGCUACUAGAAAAAUAACAUUUAUGGUGUAUUUUUAUAUUACUUUUAUAUUGUUCGUUUGAACAACUAAGAAAAUGAUAUAUGUCCCAUCGUCAAUUGAUUGGGUUUUUAUAUUUAGAGGAUUAGAAAAUAAAAUUCAUUCUGAGAGCUUUUGUCAA